This is a messenger RNA of Felis catus (domestic cat), 9770 nucleotides long. It is a transcript of the gene IKZF2, whose product is annotated as IKAROS family zinc finger 2. Lineage: Eukaryota; Metazoa; Chordata; Mammalia; Carnivora; Felidae. The transcript is spliced from 9 exons. The record is from RefSeq and is a predicted model, not a curated record. The coding region runs from base 543 to 2126 and encodes 527 amino acids. Gene Ontology annotation, biological process: regulation of transcription by RNA polymerase II. Gene Ontology annotation, molecular function: DNA-binding transcription factor activity; RNA polymerase II cis-regulatory region sequence-specific DNA binding.
CCGUUCCUUUGACUUUGGUGAAUGCGGCACAAGCCCUGGGCAGUAAAAAGCAAGUAAACACUCUAAUUUUAAAAUUGCACUGUAAAGCACUUUCAAAAUAGUUGAGCUUCAUCUCAGACCUGAAUUCACUUCUCAAAUCCGUUCUCGAGGACCCCUCUAUCCUGAUUCGUGUCCUGGUCUACCCGGAGCCGUUUUCUGAAAUUGUACCGCAUAGUUUAUUGCGAAGCCUGAGUGGGUGGGUCCACGCGCACACCCGACUCCGGCCAGGACGCCGAUGCCUGAGCUCCGCGUCGGGCGCCUGGAUCUUCGUUCCGCUCCCUCGGCCCGGCCUCGUCACAAAUCCCAGUUUGAAAGAAAACUUCAAGCGGCCGAAAUGAACCUCCCCUCACCGCUCCAAUUCUUCCUUCCCAGCCGGCUGCAAACCCCGACAUUGUCACCUCCUCUUUGAGGGGUUAGAAGAAGCUGAGAUCUCCCGACAGAGCUGGAAAUGGUGAUGAAUCUUUUUUAAUCAAAGGACAAUUUCUUUUCACUGCACUUUGACUAUGGAAACAGAGGCUAUUGAUGGCUAUAUAACGUCAGGUGACAAUGAGCUUUCACCUGAAAGGGAGCACUCCACUAUGGCAAUUGACCUCACCUCAAGCACACCCAAUGGACAGCACGCCUCACCAAGUCACAUGACAAGCACAAAUUCAGUAAAACUAGAAAUGCAGAGUGAUGAAGAGUGUGACAGGAAACCCCUGAGCCGUGAAGAUGAGAUCAGGGGCCAUGAUGAAGGUAGCGGCCUAGAAGAACCCCUAAUUGAGAGCAGCGAGGUGGCUGACAACAGGAAAGUCCAGGAGCUUCAAGGCGAGGGAGGAAUCCGGCUUCCGAAUGGUAAACUGAAAUGUGACGUCUGUGGCAUGGUUUGCAUUGGGCCCAAUGUGCUUAUGGUACAUAAAAGGAGUCACACUGGUGAACGUCCCUUCCACUGUAACCAGUGUGGAGCUUCUUUUACUCAGAAGGGAAACCUUUUGAGACACAUAAAGUUACACUCUGGAGAGAAGCCGUUCAAAUGUCCUUUUUGUAGCUAUGCCUGUAGAAGAAGGGACGCCCUCACAGGACACCUCAGGACCCACUCUGUGGGUAAACCUCACAAGUGCAACUACUGUGGACGAAGCUACAAGCAGCGCAGUUCACUGGAGGAGCACAAGGAACGCUGCCACAACUAUCUCCAGAAUGUCAGCAUGGAGGCUGCUGGGCAGGUCAUGAGUCACCAUGUACCUCCUAUGGAAGAUUGUAAGGAACAAGAGCCUAUUAUGGACAACAAUAUUUCUCUGGUGCCUUUUGAGAGACCUGCUGUCAUAGAGAAGCUCACAGGGAAUAUGGGAAAACGUAAAAGCUCCACUCCACAAAAGUUUGUGGGGGAAAAGCUCAUGCGAUUCAGCUACCCAGACAUUCACUUUGAUAUGAACUUAACAUAUGAGAAAGAGGCUGAGCUAAUGCAGUCUCAUAUGAUGGACCAAGCCAUCAACAAUGCAAUCACCUACCUUGGAGCUGAGGCCCUUCACCCACUGAUGCAGCACCCGCCAAGCACAAUCGCUGAGGUGGCCCCGGUUAUAAGUUCAGCUUAUUCUCAGGUCUAUCAUCCAAAUAGGAUAGAAAGACCCAUUAGCAGGGAAACCUCCGAUAGUCAUGAAAACAACAUGGAUGGUCCUCUCUCUCUCAUCAGACCAAAGAGUCGACCCCAAGAAAGAGAGGCCUCUCCCAGCAAUAGCUGCCUGGAUUCUACAGACUCAGAAAGCAGCCAUGAUGACCACCAGUCCUACCAAGGAAACCCUGCCUUAAAUCCCAAGAGGAAACAAAGCCCAGCUUACAUGAAGGAGGAUGUCAAGGCUUUGGAUACCACCAAGGCUCCUAAGGGCUCUCUGAAGGACAUCUACAAGGUCUUCAAUGGAGAAGGAGAACAGAUUAGGGCCUUCAAGUGUGAGCACUGCCGAGUCCUUUUCCUAGACCAUGUCAUGUACACCAUUCAUAUGGGUUGCCAUGGCUACCGGGACCCACUGGAAUGCAACAUCUGUGGCUACAGAAGCCAGGACCGUUAUGAGUUUUCAUCACACAUUGUUCGAGGGGAGCACACAUUCCACUAGGCCUUUUCAUUCCAAAGGGGACCCCUAUGAAGUAACAAACUGCACAUGAAGAAAUACUGCACUUACAAUCCCACCUUCCCUCAGAUGUCGACAUACCUUUUAUUUUUGUUUGUUUAAUAUUAUUACUGUCAUUAAUUCUUAUUUUGUGGAUGCAGUGUCAUUUACUCUGCCUAAUUACAAUAAGGAAGAAACAGAAGAGAGAAGGGACAGGGGAUAUUGUUCUUGGUAACGUGGGAAUUUAAGAGCGGUUCAUUUCUGCCAUGCAUAAAUAUAAGGUAUAUCAUGCUUUGGAAAAAAAAUCACUUGAUUCAUAUAGGUUCACCUAAGAGAUUCUAAUUUGCCACUGAUGUUCAGGAUUAUGAUUGAAGGCAAGGAAGUUUGGAGUUUUCUGGGUAGAACUUCCACAGUUUAAAGUGGUAUAAGUAAUUUUACUCUUCAAAGAAGAAACUGUUUCAAAAUGUAAACUUUUUUUUUCCUCUAGAGAUCAUGGAACACAAACACAUGUGUUAAUUUCAGUGAUAAUCCUUGGAUGAGUUGUUGUGGGUUCUAUGUUUACUUCCCCAAUGGAAUUUAUAAUACGGUAUGUUAUACACUGUACCAUAUAGCAAAACUUGUAAACUACAGGUAGUUGAGGACACCUACAAUACAUCUGAGGUCCUGUGAUCUUAUUUUUCUAAACUUAAGCACUGUUUUCCAUAGUUUUGAUGACUGGUAUUUUAUAGACACCCUGGCAGCCUUACUUUUAACACCUUUAAUGAGUAGUAUUUUUAUCUAGUUUUAAGAAUAACAUAUGGUCUAAGAGUGGCUAAGAGGCAGUCAGUAGUUUCCAGAAAGGACCUCUGCUUUUCAUAAAUUUGUUUUGGAAGUCUUCUUUUAAAGUUGUAAUGUGAUGGUGGCAUAGUGUACAUAAUUGUUUCUAAAAGUAUGCUUACGAUUGUCACUUUAUCAGCAUUUAAUCAGUGUUAACCAGUCAGCAGAAACAUAAUUAGGCUAACAGUAGGAGUAAAAAAACCUACUCAGAAAUCCCUUUUCUGGUAUUUCUCUUUUCCCACUGAUUUUUUCAAGCUGUGACCACCCAGUGUUCUAUCCAUAGUCCAUCAUCCUUUACUACUUGAGUAGAAGAUCAUGAAACUCUUUGCUAUAGGUUUUUGCUCUCAAAAUGUCGGAGCAAUUACUAAUUCGACCUGAAUAUGGUAACUUGAACCCCAUAAGGUUAUGGAACUAGGGCUAUUUAUUCUAGUAUUUCUUGAAUAAUAACAUUUACCACUUUUGGUGCAAGGAAAAGGGAACUUCUUUGUAACCUGUACAUUAGACCACAGAUAAAAAAAAAAAAAACAACUUAUUUUUUACAGUUUUUGGGGUCUAGAAUGUAACCUAACCUCCAAGCAAAAGUCAUCAUGUCCUGCACAGUUUUCCAUCUCAAACACAUUCAACUACUUAUAAGUCCUUGUCAGAAAUGAAUCUCAGUACCUUAGUAAAAAAACAAAACAAAACAAAAAAAAAACCUCUUAAUCCAUCCAUGUUAUCAUUUUUCAUGUGCAAAUUUUUUAUUUCAUUUAUAAAAAGGUGCUCUGUUUUUUAUGUGCAGUCCAACAGCAUUAGAGGGAAGGGAAAAAUGAGAUCAAUUCAAGUCAUUUUGGGGGGGACAUACCUGGAUACAGAAAUUGCUGCUUGUGUUGAGGGAGGACAGGCCUGACCAUGGCUGGAUUAUCUGAUAGCCAUUUAUGAGUAUUGAUUCUGUUAAACAGUAACUGAUAACUGCUCUUAAAAAAAUAAUUAAAUAGGAGGCUGAAACUAUGUUUUUAAUGCAGAAUGACGUGAGAACUAGCAAAAUUAGAGACUUAAGGACAGAGAAGCAAAUCCGGCCCCAAUACUGCUCUUGACUCAUCUUCUCAUUUAUCAUCUGCUUAUUUAAACAGCUUCUGAGCACUAACACAGCUAGAGCUGGGCAAAGAUGAUUUUAACUCAGCUCUCCUUUACUCGUUCCUCUUAUAAUUAUUUUUGGAGAAAUGUCCAAACUAGUCCUUUAAAUCUAAGAGAAUGCACCAAAACAGAGACAUGAAACGUUUUAAAUAGAAUAUUGUUUUUUUUUUUUUUUCCCCUCCUGCAUGCUUUGGUACAUGGUGAACACACAAUUUAUUCAAAGGUAAAGUAUGCUUUUGAGACUUCCUUACCUCCCCCUACACUAACCAGUCAAAAAAUUGGAAUUUCAUAUUUUUUCCCUUUUGGAGGAAGGUAAAUAACGUAAGUUACUGAUUUUGUGUUUUACUGCAAUUUAAGGAAAUGUGGAUGGCAGUGUGUUCAUAACUUUGGCUGUGUGUGGAUUUCUGCUGGUAUUAUCUAUGAAUUUUCUUCCUGUUCACUAUUUGUUUUUUUCAGUGUAUGAACAAUCAUGUGUCUACCUACCCUGGGAUGAAGCUGAAUUUUAGGUGGACCUAAAGAGUUGUGUAGUACCCCCAUGAAGACAGUACUCCUUUUCUGAUUUCAUCUAUUUGAGAAUCUACUUUAUCAAAGGGACAAUAUUUGUGAGAGUGUAUUUGCUACAAGUGUAUACUUAUACUUUCUUAGCUACAUGAUAUGAGGAACAGAAAGAGAUAAAGAUGGCUCAGGGUGUGGCAGGGACAAAUGAGGACGAGGUCAAUUCAAAUGUGCAGGUUAGAAUUUUUGUGGGCAUGGUGCUUUCUGGGAAACUCUAAAUGGCUAUAUUUGCAUGCUUCCUUCUUCACAAAAGGAAAUAUGCAAGUUGGUAGGGCCUAAAAAUAAAUAUGAGGGUCAGACACCAAAUAAAUCAAAUUUUACAUAACAGUUAUAUGCCCAAUUUAUUUAGGUGAGAUUUCACAUUAGAGUACUGGAGGGGCAUAAAAAUGGGUUAGCCUCUUUCUUCUGGUUUGGCAAAAAUUCAGAAAUUCAUCACAUUGCUUUGCCCUGAUUUUGCCCAGAAAUUUACCUCCAGCUCCUGUUGGAGAUGUGUGCUGCCUCUCUCUAAUAGUGGUCAAUCACUUUUAAAAAGCCAUUCUAACCUGGCUUUUUAGAACGGUGAAGAUGACCAAUAAGCAGAUUGGAAGAGAUUUCGAGUCGUUAAAACAUUCCGUUGAGAAUUUUCUGGAGGGACAGAACGCGAGAGACCAGGAUUUAGAUUUGGCUACAAAGUAGAAAAUGGUUUUCCUCCAUGCAUACAAGCAAUUGUAUGCGUGUGUCAGUGCGUGCAUGUGUGCAUACACACAUACACACUCCUUUGAAGAAAAGUCAUGAAAAGAAGCAAUUAGAGUCACCACAUGUCUUGCAAGAGCACUUAAAGAGUUAAAAUCAGAGUUAAUACCUGAGAAAUUUAGUAAACUUACUUUACCAGAUUGUAUUAAGAAAUAUUAAAGAAGUUAUUAGUAUGUCUUUAGGACUAGUUCAACUAUUAAACUAAAACCUUGGGCCUUUACAGUCUACUUGCAGAAUGAAUCUAAACAAACAAGAAAAGGAUUUUUAAGCUGAUUUGGUAUAACUUCCAAAACGAAGGAAACAAAAAUAACUUUUGAAUAGGAAGAUACAAAAAAAAAUGAUUAAUUUUUACGUGUUGGCAAAUGGAAAGAGACAAUAUUUUAGUGAGCUUGAUGUUUUUAUUUAUACUUACCAUGUCUCAACUCUACACCUCACAAAACUAUGAAGUCUUUAUGAUAUGUUGACAUCAGUGAAGGCAUUUAGAUGAAAAUGUUUUAACUGAUUUUCCAAAUGUUAUGUCAUCCUAUCUCCAAAAUGAUUCUGUAAAGUAGAAAAAGAACAGAAAAAGCUGCAAAAAUACAAACAAAAAAAAACCUGUAUGCCCCUAGUUUCAAGAGAGAACUUAGAUUAUAAGAGGUACUGACUACUUUUUUUUUUUUUUUACUUUGAAAUGUUCAUUGUACAAGAAGAGAUACAUUACAUUUGUGGUCCUCUUUAGUUAUAUUUUAUAUAUUAUUUUUAGUAAGUACUAUCUGUAUAAGAUUAUCCAAAAAAAAUCCCCAAAUGCAAAAGAAAAGAGUAGAGGUGAAAUUAAAAUUUGUAUAUAUGAGAGUUAUCUCAGAAAUGUUUUUAAACCUCCAGUUUCUGCAAAAUAAUUAAAAUAUACAGUAACUGGUAUCUUAAGAUCCUGAGUUUAAUGUAUUAAAUACUUAUAAAAUUUCUUUAUAUUGGUGCCUUUUUAAAAUGCAUUGAGAGAGUGUUGGUUAGCUGUUGUAGCUCUACAAACACUUUUAUUAUGUAUUUUUAAAAACCACUUAAAUUUGAGUACUAUAUAAUACAUCUUCAUGUUCUUAGGGCAAAACUGUUAGAGGAAGUUCCAAUCAGAGAAUUUCAGCUCAUCUGUUUAAAGUAAAAGGAAACUUUGCAACCAGAUUUUAAUCUUAAUAGUUUGAUAGUAUUUCUGAAUACCAUUACAAGAUCAUGUAGGUAAAAUAUGGCAUAGAGGGAAAUUUCAGCUGUGAAUUGCAUUAUGGUAUGUGGUUUUGUUUUGUUUUUAAGGAAGAAUCAGUUCUAGUAUCACACAGGCUUUAUUAGUGGAAUUUUGGUCAAUAAAAUACAGUAUUGUUUUGAAAUUUCAUUUAUAGACUAGUGUUGUCCUAGUCUGAGAAUCUUUGUCUCCUAAUCUAUUAAUGUUUUAUGGAAUAAUGUAAAGAAGCAGGUAAUUAAUUCUCCUUGAACAAAACAAAACUGAAUAGUCAUAUCACAUUGCUAUUCUCCAAAGCAUAAUCUCAAAUGGUUUCCUGCCAUGAUUGUGUAUUACUUGCAAUGGAUGUGUUAGGAUAUGACAGCUUUUAAAAAAUAAAUAAAUAAAAAUGAGCUGCUUGUUAUACAAAGCAAAUGUCAUAUGACCAAGAAGCUGUGAUAUGCUAGUGUUUCUUUUUAUCAUAGUGUAUUGCUAGGCCAAAUAAUGACACCUUGAAUAUUUUUAUUACAUUUAUUGCAGUAACCUAAAGUUUUGGGAUUUCCAUAAGGUUUUUAUGUAACAUUAUAUUUCUAGCUUUUUAGUUUUCUCUUGCUGUACUGUAAGUUUGUGGAUAUUUUUCACAUGCACUCUUAGAAAUAAGUUCCUAAUUCUGUUUAUGGGAUUUUUCUCCCAUAACAUUGCAUUUGUAUAUUUUCUGUAUAAAUUUGUUGUGAAGUAACCUUUACCCCAUACAGAGAGUGGUACGUGAAUGACUAGUUUUCUAAGAUGUCCUUUUUAUUGUGAAUAAGAUAUAAAAUUUAGAGGCCCUCUGCUAAGCCACAUAAAACACAACAUAUAACUUCAUAAAGGUACAGAUAAGCCAGUUUGCAGUUAAUUGGGCCCUUCAAAUUACCUCAAGUGACACACAGUAAGAAAAGCUUCUCAGACGGGUGGAGGUCACUGAAUCCCCUACUAUGCACUUAUCAGGAUUCUACUUAAUUUACUGGAAGUGGAUUUUUGAAAAAUGAAUACACUGUAACAAGGGAAGGACUCUGGGUUUUGUUUUUUGUUGUAUUAUUUUGUGUCUUUUUGUUAAGUAGUUCAAUUUCUGAAACUGUGAUAAAACAUUUUGACUGUCAGGCACUCUCAGAUUUUGAACAUAAAAUCACUUCCCCUUCUGUGUAACUAAGUUCUUUGUUACCUCUUCAACUUUGUUCUCCUCCCCCAACCACCCUUUUCUCCCCGUCCACAUCCUUUCCAUCACUGCCUCUGGACAUCUCUGCCUCUCUUUCCCCCACUAGUUUGAAGAUUAGGUCAACUCUGACUUCCGAUUCAUUGGUCUCUUAAGUCUUAACUUUUUGUGUGUGAUUUUUUGUUGGCUGUAUAAUUUGCUGACAUAUUUUUAUACUCAAGUGUAGUUUUAUAUUAAAAAGAGAAGUGGUUGGAUUAAAAAUAGUAAGGUAUAUAACCAUUGUGCUACUUUCACUUUCAAAUAUUGGGUACCUAAAAUAGGACGCCAGAGAUCAUGUCAUCAUAAUAUGGUAUGUUUGCCUUCCUUUUCUGUUGGGUUUGUGUUCUGAUUUGGUUUUCCUCCUAAAAUGUAUGAGAGAUUAAAUAAUUUUUUUGCAAGAGUUUAGAAAGAUGUUAAAAGUCUAAAGCAAAAAGUCUUAAAAAUCUCCCAGUCGGGAGAAGAUGCUUUAACAUUACUAUAAUAAUAUUCCAGGUUUGGAGGGGGCUCUCCAGGCUUCAUAUUUGCUCUUAAUACUUGGACCUUUUAGACCAUGUGUUAUAAUUGCAAUCUCCGAAUGAUUGCUUCUGCUAUUUAGUUUAAAAGAUAUUUUUUCUUUUCUUUCUGUACAAGUGCAAUACUUUCCUUGAAGUCUUAAAAACUAUGGUUAUUUUUUUUAACUGAUCUAUUCUUUCUUUAGUUAAUGGCAAAAAAGAAAUCCUUGAAGAUCAUGGCAUGUUAGUUUAAAGGACACAACAAGCAAAGAAAAAAACACCGUAUAAUAAAAAGAUUAGAGGAUGUGGAAGCCACUGGUUUAUUCUCAUGGUAUCUUUAUUUAGGCUAAAUUUCCAUUAAAAUUGGUAAUCUUUUGCCUGAGAAAUGUGUCCUCAAGUUGAAGAAGUUGCAAUUCUUAAAGACUGCAUUUUCUUCUUAGACCCUUGUCCAAUGUUUUAAAUUAAGAACCUAAUAGUUUUUAUUUCAUUUUCCUUCUUUUGGAAAUGAACUUUAAAAUAAAAGCAAAGCACUUAGCUCAAUUUUAAACACCUAUCACCUAUUGAAGACAAUUUUUAAGAAAUAUUUGGAGCACUGUUUUCAUACAAAUUUAAGUAAGAAGUAUUUUUCGUAUCAUACAUAUUUAUAUGUAGAAUACUGGUUUUCUUUUUUUAUACCUGUGUCCCUGUAGUAAAACUGCUGUAAUGUAAAUACAUGUUUUGUUAAAAGAUAACAUUUCUUUGGCAUUUCUUUUAAAGGCAGUUACUGCAUUUGUACAGUAUGUGUCUUGGCCAUUUUAGAUUUUUUUUCUUUAACAAUACCAAAGGUAAUUAGACUACUUUAAAAACUAAUUGCUUGACAGUUUCUAGGAUAUUUUGAGUUUUAGAAGCGAAAGAAAAAAAAAUAGGUCAAACCAGUAAACCUCAUUUUUUUUCAAACUAAUAAUUUGGGAAAAUAAAAACUGUUUUGAAAAGAAAUAUAUAAAAAUAUAUAUGUAAAAUUAAAAUUCCAGACUUGUAUGUCAGGUUUGCUCAGUGUAAUGUAGUUUUUUUAAAGUUCAAAUACAAUACCUCAGAAAAUGAGGUUUACUAUGGAAAUACUGAAACAGUCUUUGCAGCUGUGUGACAAGUCAGCUCUGCUAUAUACCAAUUUGGAGACCUCUGCUAAACAGUUUUAUCACUGCAGACUAAAAUGUGGGACUUGUAUUUUGUUUUUAAUGCACACACAUACAUGUUCUGCGCAUGUAUGUGGGUACUGUGUAUACGUGUAUGAGUGUUGUAUAUGCAUGUGUGAGUGUGUGUCUGUAUGUGUGUACAACUAAAGCUGCAGAAACUUUGUAAUACUUUGUGAAAAGGAUUAUAUUAUAAAGGUUUGUACUGUCUGAGUGCACAGCUACUGGAAUAAAUUUAGGGAAUCUCAGGAACAAGCAUAUAAUUUGUCCAAGAUUUAUUUCUUCUCAGAAGUGUAAGUGCAGUUUUUAAUUCUGUAUAUUAUUUAAUAUUUUACCAAUAAAAUAAACUUCUGACAUAAA